Messenger RNA from Cygnus atratus (black swan), 5200 nucleotides. It is a transcript of the gene KPNA5, whose product is annotated as karyopherin subunit alpha 5. Gene Ontology annotation, cellular component: cytoplasm; nucleus; nucleoplasm. The transcript is spliced from 14 exons. Gene Ontology annotation, molecular function: nuclear import signal receptor activity; protein binding. NCBI's taxonomy places the organism in Eukaryota, Metazoa, Chordata, Aves, Anseriformes, Anatidae. The record is from RefSeq and is a predicted model, not a curated record. Gene Ontology annotation, biological process: NLS-bearing protein import into nucleus. Bases 135 to 1754 code for a protein of 539 amino acids.
GCCUGCUGGGAGCGGCGGGGCCCGCCCCCGGGCGGGGCGGUGAGCGGCGGGGCGGCGGCCGCCAUCUUACGCCGGGAGCCGGGCGCCGUUUCUCGCCUCGGGGGCGGCGGCGGACGCCGGGGGGCUGCGCCUCGAUGGACAACAUGUCAAGCCCGGGGAAGGAUAACUUCAGAAUGAAAAGCUACAAGAAUAAUGCACUUAAUCCUCAAGAAAUGCGCAGACGAAGAGAAGAGGAAGGAAUCCAGCUUCGGAAACAGAAAAGGGAAGAACAGUUGUUUAAACGUCGAAAUGUUUCUCUCCCGGGAAAUGAAGAAUCUAUGGUAGAAAGUCCAAUUCAGGAUCCUGAUGUCAGUUCUACUGUACCUAUUCCAGAGGAAGAAGUUAUUACAGUAGAUAUGGUGCAGAUGAUUUUCUCAGAUGAUCCUGAUCAGCAACUCACAGCAACUCAGAAAUUCAGAAAAUUGCUAUCUAAAGAACCUAAUCCACCCAUAGAUGAAGUCAUCCAAAAACCAGGAGUAGUACAGAGAUUUGUGAAGUUUCUAGAGAGGAAUGAGAAUUACACACUGCAGUUUGAAGCAGCUUGGGCUUUGACAAAUAUAGCUUCUGGAACUUUUCUACACACCAAAGUCGUAAUUGAAACUGGAGCUGUUCCAAUUUUUAUUAAGUUGCUUAGUUCAGAACAUGAAGAUGUCCAGGAGCAGGCAGUGUGGGCUCUUGGUAACAUUGCUGGUGAUAAUGCAGAAUGCAGAGACUUUGUUUUAAACUGUGGGAUAUUACCACCCCUCUUGGAACUGUUAACAAAUUCAAAUCGUCUUACAACAACUAGAAAUGCGGUCUGGGCUCUCUCAAAUCUCUGUAGAGGAAAGAAUCCACCUCCAGACUUCAGUAAGGUUGCUCCUUGCUUAAAUGUUUUAUCAAGACUGUUGUUUAGCAGUGACCCGGAUGUACUAGCAGAUGCUUGCUGGGCCCUCUCUUACCUUUCAGAUGGACCCAAUGAUAAAAUCCAAGCUGUUAUUGAUUCUGGAGUGUGUCGAAGAUUGGUAGAGUUGCUGAUGCAUAAUGAUUACAAGGUGGUAUCCCCUGCAUUAAGAGCAGUUGGAAAUAUUGUUACUGGAGAUGAUAUCCAAACACAGGUGAUUCUAAACUGCUCUGCGUUACCCUGUCUCUUGCACUUGCUUAGUAGUCCCAAGGAAUCUAUUCGGAAAGAAGCAUGCUGGACUGUUUCUAAUAUUACUGCAGGAAAUAGAGCUCAGAUUCAGGCUGUUAUAGAUGCAAAUAUUUUUCCAAUAUUGAUUGAAAUUCUUCAGAAAGCUGAAUUUCGCACCAGAAAAGAAGCAGCGUGGGCCAUAACUAAUGCAACAUCAGGAGGAACCCCUGAACAGAUUAGGUAUUUGGUAGCACUAGGUUGUACCAAGCCUCUUUGUGACCUCCUGACUGUGAUGGAUUCAAAAAUAGUACAGGUGGCUUUGAAUGGACUUGAAAAUAUUCUGCGUCUUGGAGAGCAGGAGUCUAAGCAAAAUGGAAUGGGCAUUAAUCCUUAUUGUGCCCUUAUAGAGGAAGCAUAUGGACUUGAUAAAAUUGAAUUUCUUCAGAGGCAUGAAAACCAAGAAAUCUACCAAAAGGCUUUUGAGCUCAUAGAGCAUUACUUUGGUGUUGAAGAAGAGGAUUCCAGUAUUGCACCUCAGGUGGAUGAAAGUCAACAGCAGUUUGUGUUCCAACAGCAGGAGGCUCCAAUGGAGGGAUUUCAGCUGUAAACUAUUAAAGUGAAGAGAAGCAUAAAAUGUAAACACUUGUAGGUUUUUGUUUAUUUGUUUUUUUUCUAGAGGUCUUUUCUUUAUGGCCAAAGUUAGAGAAGUUGAGUAUGUUUUGCAGAAAUAGAUGAGGAAAGCAGCUCAUGCACUUUUAUAUUUUGUUAGAUACAACUGUUCUUUGUUUUGUAUGUGUUUUUUUUCAUUCUCAUAUGUACAGAAAACAACUGUGAGUAAUGUCUAAAGUAAAGCAUUAAAUGUGAUUUAACAAGAACUGUUAAGCUAAGACUCGGUAGGAUUUUAGGCAGUGGUUCUGAAUUUUUCAUGUAGUCUCAAACUGCAUAUCAGCAAUACAGUUACUGACAGUUGCAUUUUUGGCAGUAGGCUUGACUUGCCCAGUCUAUCAGAUCUACCUCUUGUAUUGAAGCAAAAACUUUGCUUCAGAACUAAGGCAUGAAAUAAAGAUGAGCUUUUAAGAAGCUGAAUUGGAAUGUGAAAAAUAUUUAUUUAAAUUGUGAAACUUCAUACAUUAUUUACUUUACAACACACUGUUGGAAUUUAUUUAUAAAAUGUAUUUAAAGACAUAAUAGAUAUAUCUAUAAUGCUAAUUACGCAAUAUAACAAACAUAUUUCAGAAUCAUUUGGGAAGAGGACUGUUUCAGAGGUUUCCAAAUUGGAAUCAGCAGAGAGCUUGCUUGUCAUUUGAUGCUUGCUCUGUAACUAAAGCUGCUAAAUGGCAUUAGAAGUCAGCCACAAAUACAGUACUUUGCUGUGAAAGCAGUUGCUGUAGUUACCGCAAGAAUGCUGCAAUUAUGAAUGACAGAGAUGGUCAUUUGCAGAGUUGGAAAUACAAAGCAGAUGGUUUACAGCUGUCUCCUGCCAAACACCACUUUAGUUUGAGAAACGUUGCAAUGUUUGCCUUUCUAGUAACGGUAGCCUCUUAAAAGUCGAGACAGUAGGUGUUACGUUUUUGACCAAAUAGGGCUACUGCCAUUUGAAUUGUUCUUUCAGUUAGCUAACUCGGUUUUCUUUUGGUAAGAAUAGAAAUACUGCAGUGAAGAAUGAACAGAGAAUCACUCCAGCUGAAUGAAAAUUUGUUGUACUGUAAAUAGCAUUAGGUAUGUGGACACCAAAACUAACUAGAAGUUACUGUAUUCUAAAUAUUUAGGCUCUACAAUACACAGUGUUUGCUGUUUAAACACUAAAAGAAACAAAAUUCUAAUAUCCACAUCAACAGUUUUGAAUACAGAAAAACGUAUGCUGUGCUUGGACUUGCAUAUAGUGUUUCUGGAAUAUUAGUAGUAUGUCUCAUUUGAAGAAAUUAAUUCUUUGGGUUAACUAAAGUAUGUUUCUUUACCUGUAAUUAAUGUAUUAACAUCGAACUCCUGGGUUAAGUGAAAUCUUUGGCAUAUGGCAGCAUUUCAUAUUUCAUAAAAAGCUGCAGUUCAAACACCAAAUUACUUAUCCCACGGCACUGUGCUUGUCACUAAUCAGUAUCUUAAUGCACUGAAAAAUACAGGUUCAAGGUGGUAUCAUUUACCAUACCAUUUUAUAUUUAGAAUUUUUGUAUGUGCAAGUUAAGAUUCUAAGAUGUUUCACUUUGAUGUUACAGCAAUAUAUACUAUAUUGUAUUUGAAUGUGGGACUUGAAGUGGAUUUUUUACGAUUAAUGGUCAGUUUUGACUAAGCUGUAACUGGCAGGAAAGAAACCUCUUUUUGAAGUCUUUUUACUGGAAUUUAGAGGUGUAAGAAGAGUGUAUAUAAGGAGUGCUGUUACUUUACAAACUCUGGAUAAUGAGAUAUUUUAGCAAAUGACACUUUAAACCUAGAUUUGUACAGCAUACAACAAUUUUGAGUAGUGUAAUAAUACUGAGUACAGCUGCCAAAUUUUCAGAUGUUAGAUGAUUGUAUUUGUGCCCUUUUUACUCUUAGAGUUUUAGGAUUUCAUAUACUGAUCUUCCUUCCCCCCAUUGGUUCAAAGUACAGGGUAGUGAUCAUGGAAGUCUACCAGGAUUACUAGUAAGUGCUAAAUUCCAAUGUUCUUCUAGUGUUUAAAAAAAUUAUUCAGGUAACAGGGUAUUCCAUUGUGUCUAACAAACUUGUUUUGAUAAUGUUACAUAACCAGCUGUGCCUGCUUUUAUUUGGAGGACCCUGUAAACAUUACAUUUAUAAGCCCCUCUAACUUAAACCAAAUCUGACCUAUAAAGAUCUUGAUUAAAAGACUUGAAAAUUUAAGGAGGGGAUAUAUAAAGUAUUAUAUUUGUUUUGAAAGAAUGUCUUCGGUCUUGUGGAUAUAUUAAUCUGUGAACAGUUAGUGACUGCACUUUAUGCAUUUAGAAAAAUAUAUUUCAUGCCUCUGAUAUAUUUAAGUGUAAUAGUUUAAAAGGGAACUAAAAUUGAUGGACUUUGGCUAAUAAAACCAUAAAUUAAACUCAACACUUUCUUUACCCUGAAGUUAAAAAAAAAUAUAUAUAUAUAUAUAUAUAUCAUUAGUUAUUCUUUAAACUAUAAAAUACAAGAUGGCCUUUCCUGUUUUAUCAUUGGAUUUAUUUCAUGUUUUGUUUAAAAGCACAUUAAUUAACACUAUAAAGCCAGAGAUGACGUCUUACGGACAGCUCUGGUGUAAUCAUUUGCACGUAGGGGUGUGAACAUGAUAACGUUGCCUAAGCAGAUGAAAACAGGGGAGGCAGGGGAGUAUUUUGGCAUUUUAUGAUGUACUGAAGUGCCCCGUUAUUUACAAAGUCUGUUUCAAAAUCCAGGGUUUUGGCUUGGGGGGUCUUGGUAUUAAAAGGGUACCACUUGUUCUGCUUAAAUGUGAAUACCAGCUAGCUAAUCUAUGCAACUAUGCAAAGCAUAAGAUUUUUUUUUUUCAGUUCCCUACUCUUGAUACACUGAAUCAUAUCUAAUUUCUUCAUCAUUGCACUUUUGUCUGAGGACUGGUUCAUAAAGCUUUUUAAUUUUCUAGUAUUUGCUUUAAACACUGUUGCUAGCAGCAAUCAGAACAUAGUAAUAAUGUUGGCACAAAAAUAAGUUAGCUGUAGAACAAGUUUGCAACUGGAAAAUAUUUAUUGUCGGGUCUGUCUUUUAAAAAAAAAAAAAAAGAUGCACUAUUGUCUUUCCUCUAUGAUUAUUCCUCAGUUGGUUUAAAGUUACGAAAUUUUACAACUGAGGAUUUUUGUAAUAGGUCUCCCAAUUGAUAUGUAAAUCUUAACUUUGACCUCAAGAGUUCGCUGAAAUUUCAAAUGAGAUAUUUCAGUUACUUACAGCACAAGAUCUUCGUAUAAUGUGUAGAAACCGAAAUACCUGUAUUAACUUUAGAUAGUAAUAGUGCAUCUUUUAAAUUCAGGCCAAAGGCCCAUUACUGUAACAAAACACAUACGAGUAGUAUGCAAUAUUAUGGAAUGUUAAAUCUCCAAAUACCAUACAGAAAACAAUAAAACCUAUUUUGCAGAA